Messenger RNA from Dioscorea cayenensis subsp. rotundata (Guinea yam), 3745 nucleotides. RefSeq lists its product as uncharacterized. The coding region runs from base 319 to 3456 and encodes 1045 amino acids. The record is from RefSeq and is a predicted model, not a curated record. Lineage: Eukaryota; Viridiplantae; Streptophyta; Magnoliopsida; Dioscoreales; Dioscoreaceae. The transcript is spliced from 9 exons.
UGGCGCGAGAUUUGAAGCCCUAAAAAGCAAUUGUCUUCGCUCCCUUUCUCGUUCCUCCAUUUGAGAUCCAUUGAGGUCUCUCUCUCUCUCUCUGAUUUCUCAGUCCAAAGAUCGCCGCCUUCGAGAGCUUUUGUGUGGAUUCUCUCUGUUGAGAUGAAUUUUUUCGCUGGUUCAAGAAGAGAAAAUUAGAAAAUGUGAUCUUUUUCACCUCUUGUGAGUUUGAAGAAUAAAAUUAAAAGAGUCUUGAUGUGGCUUGCAUAUCCAGAUCUGAAAAUUUGAAGUCAUAAGAUCAAAGGAAUGGGCAACUAAGGAUUGAGAAUGGCAAAGAGUGGUGCAUCUAGGAAUGAAGGGAAAAAUAAAGACUCCAAGCUAGUAGAUCACAGCUCUGUGCAUUUUGAAUCUAGUGUAGUCGGCUCCUUGUCAAAUGUAAGCCCUCCCAGGAGACAAUCUCCAAGGCUUAAGGGGAUCAAUGCUGUCUAUGAAUCAGUUGAUGAUUACAGUUCAAAACUUCAUCAGCCAAACAACAAUAACCACCCUUUUGUCACCGAGCAAAUCAAAUCUGAAGUACAUGAGGAGGGUAAUCUCAACGAUAACUGUAAACAAAGAUGCAUUACAUGCAGUAGCGAUUUAGAUUCAAGCAGCAACACUGAUGACCCUAAUAUUAUCAGCAUGACUUUGAAGGAUUUCCAAGCCAGAUGUAAAGCUAAGAAACGCAAGUCCCUUAAACAUAAUGCCUCAAUGUCCACCGCCUUAAAGAGUCAAUCAAGUUCUGAUCUAUCUCAGGAACAAGAUCAUUCCAGUGAGAGGCCAGAUGAGGAAUCUGAUCUAAACCUACCUCUUAUUAGCUUAAAAUUGAAAGUAAUGAAAAAAUCAAGUCCGCCUGGGAGAAAGCGAAGCCGUUUAUGCUCUUCAGAACAUUCUAGUUGUUCUAAAGCUGAACCAUCUGGUGGUGAAGAGGAUUCUCAAGCUCUUACAAGGAAAAUUGUAAUUGAAAUAAACAAUUCUAACCCUCCACCAGUUGGACAACUGAAGAUUGAUCCUGAACUGCUUAAUGUGAAAAAUGAGAUCUUGGAAAAUGGUUCCUUGGAUGCUUGCAUCGCCCUUGAUGUUGGUGAAAAUUCUUUCUUGGGCAUAUCUAAUAAAUAUCAAGAGGUAUAUGAGGCUGAAUUCAGUGAGGGGAUCAAUGGUCUCAAUUCUUCUCCAAAAGGUUUAGUGCAGACAGAGUUAAAUGAUCAUGCAGCUAAUCCUAAUUUGACAUGUUGUAUAAAAAGUGAGAUAUUGGAUGCCCAUAAUCAAGAACAUAAGAGCACGGUUUUUGUUGCCAAUCCUGCUAAUGGGGAUUUCACUGCAAAUUUCACCUGCCCUGUUAACAUGCAAGUGGAAUUAGAUGGAGGUGAUGAAAGUGAUUUACAGAAGGAAGAAUUAAACUGUUCUGAUAAUACAAUAUCAGAAUGUUGUGUAAAUGAAGUUUCUAUGUUACAUAUGAAACACAAAUAUAACUGUCUUGCAGACUUUGCUAAAGAUACUAUUUGUAUUGAAAGCUCAGAGCCAGUAGUGCCUUCUAGAGUUCCUGCUUGUACCAGUACUAGCACCAACAAUGAUGGCUUCCCUAUUGAGGAUUCUAUCCAUGGCAAGAAUGUGAAUUGGUUGAAUGAUGGGAGUGUCAAAUGUUAUGAAAACGAGGAGAUAGCAAAUUGUGUUCCACUCAAGGCUAUUGAGGGCCAUGGAAAUAUGGUUUGUGAAGCUGAGGAGCUGCCAGUAUGCAGCAUCUGCACUGAUGAGGCCAUUGAUAAUAGUGACAGUUUUAGAGAUUCACACGAUUCAUUUGAUCAUUCUGUACCCAGCAACAAAGUUGAGUAUCUUGGUAAUAUGGUUGAUGAGGGUCUUUCAACAGAUUUGCCAGCAAAACAUAACAAAAUGCAUAUUUCUUGUGACUGUAGAGACUAUCCUGAAAAUGGAGCACAUGGUUUAUGUUCACAGAAAGUGGAUCAGUUUAAUGAUCGGAAUGGCAGUCAUUUUGGUGAAAACGGGGGAUCAACAAAUGAUAUAUAUGAUUGUUCCCCUAUCAAGGUGAUCGAACACUGUGGCAUUGUAGUAGAUGAACAGGCAAAAGAGUUGCUGAUAUGCAGUGUCAAUAGUGAUCCCGCCAUUGCCAGUAGUGCUAGUUUUAGGGAUUUUCAUGAUUCAUUUGAUACUUCUCCCACUGGCAACAGUGUAGAAUCUCUGGAUAAUAUGGUUGAUGAUGUUCAUAGAAAAGAAAUGCCAGCAUAUUGUAACACAAGGUACUUCUUUUCUCAUGCUGGAGGACAUUUGGAAAAUGGUACAUAUGAUCUAAGCUCACAGCAGUUGAAUGUUUGCUCAAGUAAUGGCUCUAUUUCUCAGAUUACUGGUGACAGAUUACAUGAAACCGAGCUUAUAUCUGCUAUAUCCGAAAAUGCAUUAAACUACUAUGGGAGUAAAAUUGACUGUGACUCUGAUGAAUUCGCCAGAGUGAUUGACACCAAAGUAGUUAGAGCAGCUGUUGAUGACCAUUCGCCUCGAUGUCCUGCAUCUUGUUUGGGUUCUUUCUGCCUUCUGCGGUUAACUGAUGAUAGUACAUCUGAAGCAGAAGAAAAUAUUCUGCCUUCUACUUUUCACAGUGAGACAGAUGCUGCAGCAGAGAGACCAGCUUGUCCUCCUGAAAUCUUGCCCAAGGAUGACUGCCCCAAAACAGAGUUCAAUCUGGAUCAAUCCAUUGGUGGACUGGAACAUACCCCAGAGAAGUUACUAUCAAAUAGAAAGACUAUUUCUCCAACUUCUCAGGAAAAACUUCGUCAGGCUGUAAAUGGGGUAGACUUAUAUGAUGCCCUACAAAGUUCAAAGACUAGAAAGAGGCUUUGGUAUGAGAAUUCUGCUGGAAAUGAGAUCCCUUCAUCACUGUCAGGCUCAAAUGAAAGUAAACCAUUAUCAUUCUCUGACAGAAUGACGAAGAAACCGAAAGGCAGAAAUGAUGAUCUUCCUAUAGCUGUCAAAGGGAUUCUCAAGUCACCGGACGCAUCUAACAGAUCUCCUUGUUCUUGCAUGGAGAGCUCACUAGCGAAGAAGCAAACUCAGAAGGCCAUUGAAUUCUCACAGCAGCAAAUGCAUGAUAUAGAAGGGGUAGCUAUGAAGCUUCUAAAGGGGUUGAAGUCCAUGAAGAGCAUUGUUCAAAGAAAUAUGCUUUCAGAAGACUCUUUACCUAUGACUUCAAACUUAGCUACUGAUGAGAUCAGAGCAGCUCUUGACAAUGCAUCAACUCUUGAAGGCUACACAAAGAGAUGGCUAACUAUAAUGGCCAGGGAUUGUAACCGGUUCUGCAAAAUAAUGAAAGGGGACAAGAAGGAGGCUUCUGUUAAUGGAAUUCGCAAGGAGGGAAAGAAAAUAAGCUUUGCUGAUGAAGCUGGAGGCUUGCUAUGCCAUGUGAAGGUUUUCGAAUAACUGGCAUUUGCUAUAUCUCGGCUAAAGGCUUUAACAAUAUGUGUCCAAUGAUUAAGUAUUCGAUUUUGGAUUGGUGGGCAGAUGAAGGAAGGAAUCAACAAUGGCUUUGUUUUUUUGUCAACAUAUGAUCAUGUAGAAUUGAAACAGGUAUUCCACUGCCUUUGUUAUUGAUUGUGUUCUCUGUAACUUGUGUAGCUUGAGUGUUUAUGUAUAACUCACAAGGUUUGCUGCUGUUGUAACUAAUUAUACUUGAAAUUAUGAAAAAUUUCAGUGAAGCAGUUACCAUUUU